CCAGUUUCAAGUGCCAUCAUGGCGUCUUUUAUCAAGCGAGUAUUCUUCAUCCCUGUUGUGCUGUCUCUGAUGCGCCUUACCAUCAGCAAGCAUGUUGCUGAUAAGGACAAGAUAGACUGCUACCCUGAAAAAGGAAACCAGACUGUUUGCGAGUCUCGCGGAUGCACGUGGGAAAACUCAGACGCUGAGGUGAUGAAUUUCGAAUGAAUUGUUAAUUUUUCCCAUCCCGACAAUUCAUUUGCAAGAGAAAAUUACUGUUAUUUUCGUUCAUCCAGCAAAACGUUGACUUGGUUCGUAAUUUAGUGAGUCAAUUAAUAAUAAUUAGUCGUGUUUCGGUCCGACCCCGAAGCAUCUCCUCCGAACUCUAUCACCGCACGCAAGAAAAUUACUCCUGAAACCUCCGGGGGGUACUCAACAAAAUGUUAAUAGGGGAGGGUUCUCCCCGAGGUCCAACCCCUUACCCUUUUAUAUACUAUUUUUCACGAACAAGGUACCCCUUUCGUAUACCGGCUUCUAUUGAAAAAUGGUACCCCUUUCACAUACCUUGUUUAGAACUUUGCAUCCCUUUUAACUGCUGUAUAUGCACUGUCUUUUAAAUAGGAAUCAAUCAUGAAAACAGAACGUUUUCUCCACUUUAUAAAGCCAUAAAAUCCAUCUGUUAGCCCUUUUGGGCCCUUUCACAACCCAAAUCACAGAUUUCCCUACCUUUUUAUACACCUGAGGCCUGAAAAAGAUGCCCAUUUCGGCCGGAGCCUUGCCGUAUAGGCCAUCAUAGGAAGUACCCACCCCCCGGGCUGAUACCUAGCUUAGAGAAUGUGGAAAUUCUUUCUUUAAAAGUUCGUAUUGCUUGCUUCUACCGUGAUGAAAACUCGUCAAGACCGAAUCAAACAAACUACAGAAGCCCACCCUCAUUACUUGACAAAUAUAUAAAAGACAGCUCCUGGAUUUUACUUACGACAAGUCAAUGUAAACGAUCGCUUUGUUGGAGGACAUUUUACUGUAUACAGAUAGUAGGACAUUUAUUACACAAAAUUUGAGACAGUGCUAUCCUGUGUCGUACCUUUCCAAAAUACUAAAGUUAAUGUUCCCAAUCAACGCACUGUAUCUUAACCUCUCGUAAGCUACUACGCCCACUCUUUUUGAAAAAAAUAAUCCAACAUUGUUUUUUAAAGCAUCCGUAACCAAUUACGUGACAAAUAGAAUAAUCUCCUUAUCUCCUUUUGUUGCAAAAUGGAUAAAGCGAAGUCGCACAAGCCUUGAUAAAUAAUGAAGGACGAGUCUGAUAACAACAUUACAACAUCUGAUUUGUAUACGAGGGGGAAUUUUUUUAUCAACAUGUCUCGUGUUAUGACUCAAAAAUGGUGCACACCGAUUUUCUUAGAAUAUUAACCUAACUGUCUGUCCUGUUUCCGGUAGACCGGUAUAUGUGCUCCGUCUCUGGUUUGCCAACACCAGCUUUUGGCCUUUGGGUUUCGCUUACUAGAGACUUGACUGUAAUUCCGAACAGGAAAACGAAUCCUUCUUGAGCAAAGCACCUGCAAAGGGUUAGUCACACGAAAACAAAGCAACCUAUGCUGUGCGGCUUACAGGCAUACUCAAGGUUGAGCCACUCAAACUAGAGAAAAAUCCAUUGGUGACAAGAAAGAACAUCCCUCCACACAGUGUCAAUAACCGAAUAAUUUUCUUAGUUACAGGGCUGGUUCUUCAGAGAGGGUAACUUUAUUUUUUCUCUGCCUGAAAGAUUAGCGGGUACUUGCAACCUGCAUUUAUUGUCAUGCCUUCUAGAGGGUUCUAACUCCGAAAAAAAUGCGGUCUUAUCUCCAGAGGAGAAUAUUUUAUAGAAAUGUAUGGUUGAUAGAGAAGGGAAGGACCUCACGGAAAGCACGUUACUUGAAUAAGCAGGUUGAGUGCUGAUAUUUUCCCUCAUUCCCCUCUCGGAUAUUGUCGGAUUGAAAAUGCGAGUUUAUUAAGAGCGACAAAGUCCUAUGCGUGAUCCUGGGGGCAAAAGCAUUUUCCAGUGAAGUGGGAUAAUGAAUGUUGUGAUGACUUUAUCUGCAGGGCGUUCCUUCAUGCUUCUUUCCGGAAUCUUACAGUGGUGGCUACAAAAUUGAAGGAGAAGUGAUAAACACAAACCUAGGUUACCAAGCUGCCCUCAAACGCCGCUCAGCUGUUACAACCAUAUAUGGGCAGGACAUCAAUGACGUCAUUCUUGACGUUGAGUUUCAAACAAACGAUCGAGUGAGAUUUAAGGUAGCCGUAGAACUUUAUUAAAAUCCACUGCCUUUAAUGGUGUUGAUGUUAUUAUCCUUCAAGUGGCUGGAAAACUAGGCGCGGCCUUCGCUACUUUGCACAUUUUGUUAUUUGCCAUCUUACUGCUGCUUUAUCGUCCCCUGGCGAAUUUAUUACCUAGCCUACAUCGUUAUUUGCUACGCGUAUAGCGUCCUCUGAUAUACCCUAUCAAUGUAACUGCCUCCAUGUUUCUCAGCUCAAACUCUUCAUACUUAAAUUAUAUACUCUGUUUAAACUUCCAGCAAAUUCUAUUUUCCGAGUAGUGAACACAUCGAUCUGUUCAUUGAACAUAAUUAAAGGUUUUCUUUUAAUGAAAGUCCUGUAUUUAGAAACCCCUACAAACAACAAGCUCCGGUGAAAAGAUAAUGUUAUAUGAAAUGUUUUGUUUUAGCUUUAUGACUCAAGAGAGAAGAGGUAUGAAGUACCAGUUCCGAUGCCAUCUGCGACAUCGAAAGCUUCGAACCCAAAGUACAAAGUUGAGUUCAAGCCUGAUCCCUUCUCCCUGAAAAUAGUGCGGAAAGAAAACGGUGCUAUAUUGUAAGUAAGCCACGUUUGUCCACUAAUGAAGGAUUGGCCUGAUCAGCUCUUUUUUUCAGUUGUAUUACUUUAAUUGCUGGCAUUGCGUACAACUUCCUUAGUUUCUAUCCGAACCCCCUCCCCUCCACCACCCCCAGGUGUUUUAGACAUUGCCUGUCUGCUAGCGUUUAUUUCAGGCAGAAUCAGUACUUUCUUUUAUCAGAUAAUAUCCAUAAGAGAAACAAGAAAUUUUGUCGGGCUUUCAUUUCGUUUCUAGAGCAAUCGCCUUUCCCUGGAUAAUAAGAUGAAGUGAGUUAUUUCAUUCGACAGUUGUGUAACCAAAAUGCUAUCCGGAAGCAAGUGUUCUGGCCAAUUGUUUCGUUCCUUAUCCUCGUCCUCCUUGCUCCUUUGCUCGCCGGAGCGACGCCGGGGCGCAAAGUGUCUUGGAAAGGAUGUUAGCUAGUCCCUAGGCCUCAUUAUUCCGCGCGGCCUAUGCGUUUCGGUUCACUUGGUCCGAACGAGUUUUUUUCUCUUGUUCGUUUGUCUAGGCUACGUCACCGAAAUGCGUUGAACGAGAAGGCCUGGUAAAACGCCGUACAGGGACUAGGCAAGGAAGGAGGUAGUCUGCAUAACAGACGCUCUAUGAGCCAAGCCAGGCGAACGCGGCAUUACGCGCGAAAUGCCUCGCUUUGCUCAUAGAGCGCCCGUUCUGCAUUCUAGGAAAAAGGCGCUGUUCCCUUUCUUUCCAUGGCGCACUGCGUUUUUUGUUUUUCCACGGGAAAAUGGACUUAUUCUGAAGCAGAAGGCGCAGAUUAUUCAGUAACCAAUCAGAUCUCAAUUCAAGACGUUAAGCGCACGGGAAAUGUGCCGGAGUCAUCUUCAGUUGGUUUUUCUUGUGACUGCAUAGGUGAGAAAAUGGCGCGAGAUAGUCCAGCCAACCAUAAACCAAAACUCCUCUUAAUUAUAUUACUUCAUCUAUAGAUGGGACUCCUCUGUUGGCGUGUUGAUAUUCGAAGAUCAGUUCAUCCAAAUCUCGACCCAGCCUCCCUCAUCAUAUGUGUACGGGUUUGGUGAACAGGAGCACGAGUCAUUUAAGCGCAACCUCUCAGCUUGGGAAGUACUUCCUAUUUUCACCAGAGACCAGUUUCCAUUUGUAAGUGCAGUAAAAUUGCUUGUAACUAAAAGCAACUUCUCGUCAAGAGGUUCGCUCCAUAUUUUUCCCUUACAUUAAUUGAAUUAAUUUUAGUACUUGAAUUAAUUUAUUAAUUACAGGAUGAAACCUCUAUUAACCCUUUAUUAGUUGGAAACCAGCCAGAGCAAGCUCUAUAUUUAAUUACCACGAACCUGUAUUAAGCGGGCACCACGGAUGGUCCGCUAUUGGCUACCCCUUCAUACAGGUUCCAGUGUAUUUUAAAAUCUAUUUUUCAGUUUAAGUUUGUGUCUCUAUUUCUCCAUCUUGCAAUCUGUCUUCAGCCAGUGUAACUGUUUCAUCCAGACAAUUUGUUAAAAUAGCCUAAUUUUCAUUCUGUUUCUCUCUCUUUUUCCUACUCGGCGCCAACCACGGAUCCGUCGCUCUUGGGGCUAUAAGAAAGUGACAAAAAACCAAAAACACAAAAUUACUGAAAUAUACAUUGUAGGUGUUCCUUUCUAGAUUACUAUAUAAAAUUUAUCUUACCUCUACAGGCUGGAGGGAACUUGUACGGACAUCAUCCUUUUUAUACAUGUAUGGAGAAUGACGGAAAAGCGCAUGGAGUUCUACUUUUGAACAGUAACGCUAUGGGUAAGUGCAACAACAAAGCUUCCCCAGUAAAUAAAAUGAAGGCGCCACGAAAAUUGUGAUGUUCGAUAUGUCAAUGACAUAAUUUCGAAUAACAAAAAAUCAGGGGCACUCAACGAGGAUAUAGUUCAAAACCACUUAUAAUUAAACAUAGCAUUGUUGAACGUAUUUUAGUAUUUAAACGGUAGAUAUAGUCAUAUUUUUAUCCCCUAAAAAUUUUUCAUCUGUUCGCAUUUCCUAGCUGAAAGUCUAGUGAUCCGAAAAUUAUGGCAUCAAAACUUACCUUUUCGAAAACUCAGCCAGAAAAAGGCUCCCGAAAAUUCCAGGUGACCUUUUUAAAGUAAAAAUCCGUUAAAAAUGGGAAAUUAUAGAUGCCCCUGAAAAAAUGUCAGUGGGUAACAGUGCACUGUUACCUCGGCUCUGACGUAAUUGCCCGCCGCUCAGAUUCGCUAGGCGACGUUUGGCGGGAAACAGUUUUACAUAUGUCAAAUGACUACAAGAGCGCGCUGCUGGGGAAAAUAUAACUCCAGUUAUAUAACAAGAAGGAUUGACUCUAGUCGUCAUGUUAAACAAGUUGGCUGUCUUGUUUUACUCCUUGUAGAUGUUGCCUUGCAACCUAAGCCAGCCAUAACAUACCGUACAAUUGGCGGGAUUCUUGAUUUUUACGUUUUCCUUGGACCUAACCCUGAAGAUGUCGUGAAACAGUAUACAGAGGUAUAAAAAUAUUUCAGUAACUUAAUCGUUGUCAUCAGAGCGCUUGGACAGUUCAAAAAUAGUUUUUUGCUUCAAUUCUUUGUUGCUUAUUGGCGUUGUCAAUGUUGACGGUUAACUGAUGUCUACGAACAUUCUGCUAAGUAAAACCAAUUCUCAAAACCAUCAUUUCGCUGUAAAUCAGUGAUGUAGUUUGCAAGUUUUAUUGAGUAUAGAAUUCGGUCUGUCACUUCGUAGUUUCUCCUAGGUUUCUCCUUUUUUCCUUCUUCUCUUACAACAAUCAUUCAGGUGAAGGUUUCUUGCGUCUAACCUUAUCAAGUAGCCUUUUCCGGACAGAACACCACAUCACUGUACAUGAGAUUUAUAGUUUCUUCUUGGAGUUUUGAUGCUAUGAUGGAAUGUAAUAACAACGUUUCACACUCCUAUUAUUUCUACUGUAUUGGUAUAAUCGUUGUUGCAAGAGUCAGGAUAGUUUCAAACCACAAAAAAUCGACGACAUGUUACUUUCACUCCACAUUUUUUUCAGGCUAUAGGCCGCACGUUUUUGCCACCAUAUUGGUCUCUCGGAUUCCAGUUGUCCCGCUGGGGCUAUAACAACAUUGAGACCGUGAAGGGGCUAGUAGCGAACAUGAGCAAACACAACUUACCACAGGUAUGAAGCCAACGUUUUCUUUUCCUUUCCACCACAGAGUUUCUAUUAAUUGCACCUUGUACCACUCUAGCUCUUCCUGUGAAUGCGUCCUGCCGGAAGGGUACUCUCUAGACGCGGAUGCUCCGCCUGAAACGAGAGGCGUAUUUUUUUCAGGCUUCAGGUUUAUGAAAGGGUAGAGAUUUUAGUAGUUGAAGUAUAUGAAAAGAUAGGGAAAUCUAUCAAUUCGGUCUGUAAAAGGACCUAAAAUUUAUGCCCGUGAAAAGGACAACAUCACUUCCGGUUUAGUGAUUUGUCAAUACGGUAAUUUAAAAAACCUGUAAUUACCUUUUGUUUCGAUUUUGGGAUGUUGAAAACCAAAUGCUCUCACAAACUCCUAAAUAUAUAUUUAUGGUGAUUCUCCCUCAAUCUGAUAAUUUUUUUUUCUGCCAUUUUCAGGAUGUGCAGUUUGGUGACAUUGACUAUAUGAUUAGAAUGAAAGACUUCACUUAUGAUCCUGUUAACUUCAAAGGACUACCUGACUUUGUUCGCUCAAUAAGGAAGGAUGGCUUACGUUACAUAAUAAUCCUGGUUAGUAUAAUAUUUUCUCUUUCCAUUGAGAAUAAUGUACAAGAAAUUUACUUCAUCUUUUUGCUUUCUCGUUUUAUUUUCUGAAGCCCAGAACGAAACAAACUCAAAAGUUUCGCAACGUCAUCUAAACUGUUCCAUGAUAAGCAAACGGACAUCCUUUGUGUGCUGCAAUAACGUUAUAUAUGUAUCUUUUUGUAUUCACGGGGCAGCUAUCAUAAAAACUUCGGGAUAAAGGCGAAAUAAUGAUUAAAAGCAAGCUGUUAUACUGAGAAAAGCAUAAAAAGGAAAACAACUGACGAGGAUAGGCUAGCGUCGUAUCUGUCGACUGUGGUUUUGGGAUAUGACCUAAAAUGUAUGUAAGUGUAAUGCAAUAAGCGUUUUAGCCAGGUAAAAAAAAGAAUUCUCUCUGUUUAGUACACUAGAAAGACCAUACUACUGCCAUUUUACCAUUAUCUUUCUUUUUCACCAAGGAUCCCGCUAUUGGAGCAAAUGAUACUGGCUAUCGCCCAUAUGACUGGGGAAAUGAGUUAAAUGUGUUUAUUAAGGAUGGCGACACGGGAGGCAACCUUUUUGGAAAGGUAAUAUCACACCGGUUAUCUUAAAAUUUCUUUGGGUAUGAAUUGGACAAAGUAGCAGAAAUAGCGUUAUAAAUAUAUAUAAAUACAUUUUAAUGUAUUGAUGUCCGUCACAAAAUGAUCAGCUUCUUCUUACUUAGUUUGGAUUUUACUUUGUUGGAAAGCUAUUCAUUAUUCACGUGCGGUCACAGUUCUUGUACUGACUUCUGAGAAUAAUCCAACCGAGCUCAAUAAUUGUUUUCCUCUCAUUCUAACAAAACUAAAUAGAUCAUCCGUUUCAAUUACACGUAACUUACGCUAGUAUUGGGUUAGGUUUAAUUAAGAUCGUUUAUAGUGUAUUGUGAUCUGUUUUAGGUGUGGCCAACAUAUGAAAAUGUUAAAAUCAACGAAAGUUUGCCAUGGGACGAAAAAACAAGGGUUAGUGAUUAUUAGUAAAUUAAUAACUAUUUAAAGAUAACACAUCAAUGUUCCUUCGUCCUUCUGAUUCCUGGUCAAACUGGAAUGAAAUGUUGGUUUUUGAGAAGAGAGGAAAACCGGAGUACACGGAGAAAAACAUCCCGGGACAAAAGGAGAAAACGAACAACAAACACUGGAAUUCAUCAAGUUAAAAUGAAUACGUUUAAGUUCUUAUGAAAUACACUCACUUUAUUUCUCGCCUCUUCUUAUUUUAGGCGUUUAGUCUGUAGGCAGUUAUUUACUAUGGAACUCAGCACUGCUGAGCUCAGGAUGGUCAUCACUGCAAUUGAAGUCCAAAAUGUUGUAACACGCCCUGGUAACAUUAGUCAAGAACACCCGCCCUGAGUGAACCCAAAGCCCAUUAAAUAAUUGUUAUCACUAGUAUAGUCGUAUCAGUGUAAUAAUCACUUGGAAGAGUUUUCCGGCCCCAUCUAACAUAAGUUCCUUUGACAUCCUGUACAACAUGUGAAUUGUCUGCCUUGCUUUGUCAUGGUCAGCUUUUGUCGUGUGACGUGGAGUAACUCGAUAAAGUAACAUAUUUCACCCAUUUUUUAUAUUUUUUAUUUCUUUUUCUAGCUAUAUCGUCAGUAUGCUACAUUUCUAGACUUUUUCCACCCAAACAUCAGCACCUAUUGGGGUGAUCUUAUUCAAGACUUCUACAAAACAAUCGAGUUUGAUGGCCUGUGGAUUGUAAGUGCAACGCUUAAUUGUUUUUUGGUCUCCUGGUCGAUCUUACGAAACCUGGGCCGAAUUGUUCAAAAAGCUGGCGAAAGAUAACCCAGGGCUACUGCGAAAUUUGAAUUCAGAUAUGAGAGCUUAAGAGGAAAGUUCCACUAUAAGAGGGUACUCAAGGGAAAAAAGACAGCGAAAAUUAGCCGAGAAAAUGCUUUUGAAUAAAGCAAAAAAGAAAUCGGGAUAUAAAUUCCUUUUUAACACCGGGUUAUAUUUUUAGCGCUAAUCGGCCUUCCAACAACUGAGCCUUUUCAACCUGCUUCUAUUUGCGUUUAGAAUCAUGGCAAUUUUAUCUAUUGCUAAAUGGCCUCACGGAUUAGUUGCCCUAAAACACUAAACUAAGCUCCUUUUUCGAAGGACAUGAACGAGCCAGCCAACUUUGUGAAGGGAAAAGUAAACGGCUGUAGUAAAAACAAGUGGGACUAUCCUCCUUAUAAACCAAGUGAGUAUUGAUGCUUUCAUGCGCGUAAUCGAACACUUAGGUAAAAUCAACAACUAGAGCUAAAACUUAGAAAGCUUUUUUUGAGCCUUAUCUUGCUUCAGUGCGCCCCUACUUACCUAACUACCCUAUCUACCUACCUAACCUACCCACCUUCCUACCUAUCUAGUACCUACUCACCCACCCACCUUAUUCUACCUUACUUGCUUAGACCGUUUACAUGUAACUUCGCCAAAUGCAUGGGCAUCUAGUUGUCAUCCUCGAAGCCCGUCUAUAGCAUAAAGACGAACACGAGAAGAAUAUUGUGUCAAAAAGGCCGGGAGUUUCUUUUGCAGUUUGUCUGGAAGGGCGCAGGUGUUACCAUAACAGAGCGUGCCAAAAUUAACAUCAUACAUCAUGUGUUCUUCUUCACGUUAGACAGUAAAGGUCAACGUUUGCCCGCGUUUUACUCAGAUGGGUAACACAUCUCUCUUUUUUGCAUCUAUUCAGGAAUCAUUGGAAACAUCAUGGCGGAGAAGACUGUUUGUAUGAACGCGCUGCAGACAGAUAAUUUACAUUAUAAUGUGCACAGCCUGUAUGGCUGGAGUCAGUCACGAGUUACACUUGAGUAAGUUUCUAGUGUAGCUUGAUGUUCUGUGGUCGAUUUUAUUUUACGUGUAACUUGUUCUAUGAGUCGAUGUAUUGUUAGGAUAGUUUCGCUGUCGGUGAUAAGCAGACCUACUACAGAUUGUAUUAGGCUUUAUCUUUCAUGUUACAAGUUGAACAAAAAGUUUUUUACUGUGUUUUAGUAUAUUUGACCAUAUUGACCAUACAGCAAAGAGCUGGACCCUCUGUAUCUGAAAUAUUUCCUCAAUUAAAUGUUUUUCAAGGCACUCUUACUUUAGAAUGUAUAGUUAGCGGAGGAUAUACUGGAGUGUUGCCCUUUUUAAGCAUACCUAGUAACCAGGCCUGAAAUAUGUGACAAAAAGGACCCAGUUGGGGUUAGAAAGCGAGGAAACAGUGAUGAAGGAUUUUUUUACCAUCCAAUUUUCUGGCAACUAAUUGAGUGCCAACACUGUUGUUUUAGAGCGGCCAGGAAAAGUACCAGAAAACGCAGUCUUGUGAUUUCAAGGUCAACUUUUCCCAGCAGUGGAAAAUAUGCAGGGCACUGGCUCGGAGAUAACAAUGCCUCAUGGGAUCAGCUAUAUGCGUCAAUCAUCGGUGAGUGACAUAGUGUCAUGUAUGUAGUGCUGCAAAGUUUUACUUUCUAAACUUGCCUGACUCUUGCCUCUGGUUCUAAUUCAACCAUUUUUUCCAUUUUGUAGGGAUGCUUGAAUUCAAUCUCUUUGGAAUUCCCUACGUAAGUAAGACACUUGAAAGCCCUUUUCUGCACCUGUUUUUAUUGAUGAUAGCCGCGAGCACAAGGGAGCCUGCUGACUCUAAUCUAUGAUUGCAUGUUAAAAGGAAACAUUCGAUCGUGCUUCAUUGGCUAUGAGGCAAUCACCAUAAAUCAAUGGUUCUACUGCAUUUAAACUUUACCUACCUCAGCGCUUUGUGUUUUGUUAUUUGUAAGGUUAACGAGAGGUCUAACAAGACUCAGAACUUCCUUUGUGAGACAGAGCUGCGUUGAGUUUUCUUUCAUGCGAACGUCUUCUCAAUCAAUUUUAAACAAAGUCUUCAUACAUGGGUCCGAUGUUUAAUUUCUCUUCCCUCUUUCUGAGUUACACCUAUGCCACCCUUUCAUGUUAAAUAUCUCAGGCAGACCUUGGAUUUUCGGGGAAAUCAGACAUAGCCUCAAGAAGACUAACAGUAACCACUCGAAUAGUGGCGACUUACACCUCAAAUGACUAUAUUGUGAGACAAACGAUGAUCCUUGUUAACGCGCCCGAUUGGUUUAAACUUUAAACCCUCACUUCAUAUACCGUAUUUACUCGAAUAAGCACCGCCCUCUAAAAAGCGUCGCAAUUGGGACCAAAAAAAGGGGUCCCGAUGCAAUCAAAAUCAAAAGAUCUUUCUGUUACAGACUGAAAAUGAUAAUACCGGUGAGAAAAAAUUCUUUGUCACGUCCAACUUUCAAAUAAAACCCGCCCUCAAAUAAGCGCCGCAUUUGCGUCAUAAAGAACUAAAAACGCGGUCACGUUAUUGGAGUAAAUACGGUAUUCAGUAUUCUCGUCCUUAAUAGGUUGGAGCAGACGUCUGUGGAUACUUUAGCCAUCCUACCAGUGAAAUGUGCCUUCGAUGGACUCAGCUUGGGGCAUUUUAUCCUUUCUUCAGAAACCACAAUGGAUUUGGAUAUAAGGUAAGGCAAGAUUCACUCUUAGCCCGAGAAAACAGCCAAAAUUUCGCCCCGCUACCACUGGUUUCCACGAAAUGACGUCUGAGAAACGACCCUCUCGUCUGAGUUUCGACGCUCGACACUAGUCACCACCAAGAUCUGGGUAGUGCCAUUAAUUGGAUGAAGCAAAUUUUCAACCAAUCAGAAGCACUGCCCAGAUCUGGGUAAUGGUACGUCAUCAGCUGUAUAGAAUUUCUGCGAAUUUUUCGCGGGGAAACCAGUGGUAGCGGCACGAAAUUAAUGUUGGCUGUUUUCUUAGACUAGAUCAACUCCUUGUAAUUUGUUAUAUAAUUUGCAGCUUUUAAUCGCUUGCCUUAUCGAAAAACUAAAGACGUGGAAACAAUCCUUUCUAGGCACAAGAUCCAACGGCAUUUGGGGAUGAAUUUGUGAGCAAGGCCCGCAAGGUGCUGCUUACACGCUAUUGGCUAAUACCUUUUCUGUACACGCUGUUCUACGAAGCAAAGGUGUAUGGAUCCACAGUAGUAAGAUCUCUGAUGCAUGAGUAAGUGGUCUUACUGCCGUUAUAUUUCCUCUAAUUAACCAAAAAAGAUGUCAUUUUGUAAAAUACCAAAAAAACAUUACGAUGUGAAAAUAUGCCUGCAAAGAGGUUUCAUUUGAAUGGUCACCAGGAUUUUUGUUUUGUCCACAAAUGACGGCAUGGACAGCGGAAACCAAUCCUAAGCGUCUGUUGUACGGAGGUGCCCGGCUUAUAAAGGUGACUGUUAGAAGAGAACUGAGAGUUUUAUGAUUUAAUGAAAUAUAUCUAUCGUUCGUCAGAUUCCCAGAUGAUAAAACUACGUGGGACAUCGACCGACAGUUCCUCUGGGGAUCAAUUUUGCUUAUUUCACCUGUUUUGGAUGAGGUAUAGUUCAUAGUUGUAAUUCAGCUUAAGUUAAUAGUAAUCCCUGCAAAUUUUAUUUGAAAGACGGAGAGGCUAGGUUUCCGACGACGAGAUUUUCUGAAUACGAAGUAGUAUAAGCGCGUGAACCAGCCGUCAUUUUGGCGGGAAAUCUGGGGUAGCCCUCGUCAUUCUACUUCGCUACAGCGAAAGUCCCCUCUGCUAUAUGAGAGUAUGUCGUAGUGGAAGAAGGCUUUUAAAACAUCUGUCAUUAAAAACAACGGUGCUAAUUUUUUUGGGAAAAAGCACAAUAAAGGUUUAAGUCGGUGUAUAUUUUAUCAGAUGCGCGAUAAAACUGUUAAAUCUCGUCCUCGAAUCUAAAGGUGUCUAAUUUAUGUCUUAUUUUAUUUUCUUUACUUGCAUCCGAGUUUCUCUUUUUUAUUGAAAUGUAGGUGAUAAUUUGCCACCCUCUUUUUGUUUAGGGCAAAACCAGCGUGGAGGUAUAUUUUCCAGAAGCUCGUUGGUACGAUUAUUACACAGUAAGUACUUGCAGAAAAGCCGAAAAGUAAAAAAACAUUAGACAAUAUAAACGCAUCCUGUUUUAGUAUUCCUCUUUUUUGUUAAUUAUCUCUUUUAAGUUAUACUGAAAUACUAGUCGUUGGCGUGAUGUUGUGGUCUUGUGGCUCCCUUUUCACAAUGAGAAGACCAUACUGAGGAGAUUAAGCCGGGCGCUGACGAGUUUCUACGGCGUUAUCAUGUAAAUGAUGUUGCUAUUAUGCUGACUAGUUUUUUUUUUUUAAAGAAUGAUUUUCUUAAGAAAAGGAAGGAGGUUUGUAUCAAAACAAGAUCAACCUUAGCCUCACUUUCACUCACAGGCUAGGGUACUAUGCACAUAGUUGUAAAAUGGUCUAUUCUGUUCAAGUCAGGGGAACUGUUUGACGACUUAAGACUGCAGGGAGUGGGAGGAGGAAUGACUGCGUUGGCUUAUCCCAUAAAUUAGUAUCCAUUUCCAACGAAAGACCUCUACAUUCCUAACGGCAGUGUUUCCACAGGGUAAAGAGGUGAGCAGACGUAAAGAAUAUGUGUCAGUGGACGCUCCUCUUGAUCACAUACCUCUUCAUAUACGCGGUGGUUACAUUCUUCCCAUUCAGGAACCCGCCAAUAACACUGUAUUCAGGUAAAUUUUAAAGCCAUGAGCACUGAAACAAACUCAUAAAAGAGUUGAAGCGACACAAGUAACACUUGACGUAAAUACACUGAGGUGAGAAAAGAAUUCUGCAGACCUAAUAGUUAAGAAGCUUUUUUAAUUCCAAAGUAGGCUGUAAAGGGGUGUGUCGAAUUAAAAACUGACUUUCAUUUUUGUUGCAGCCGUAAGAAACCGAUGGGUCUGAUUGUUGCUCUUGGAGAUAAUAAAAAAGCUGAGGGAAAACUCUUCUGGGAUGAUGGAGAGUCCAUUGGUGAGCUGAUACCCCCCCUUUUUUUUCAAGCAGAUCUCUAUAUGUUAAUAAGGGGGCAUAACAAACUAUUAUCAGUUGGCAAGAGCCAUAAUUAUGGCUCUUGCAUUUGGUUAUUGGUAAAGAGCAGCGUAUCAGUGUUCCGUGUCGCUUGCGAUCUCUUGAUCCCGCCCUGUUAAGUAACCAAACAGGACGUGUGUAUGUGGGAUUAUACCAAGAGAAGUCAAACGUUUUUUUCUCUCAUAUCGACCCGUGGUCUAAUGUUCAAAGUAUUCGCCCCCCCUGCUAAAGUCAGACAAAUGGGUGCUGCCAUUUAGCCAUCUUUAUUAAUUACUUUUUCUUUCCUUAGACACCGUGGAAAAUGAGAAAUAUCUGCUCGUCCAGUUUUCCAGUGAUGAGGUGAGGACGGAUUCAAUUACUUGCCACGACUUCUGUCGACAAUUUAUGUCCAAACGCAUGUUAUUUAUUCCCCAUGUCAUUUCUGUCGGUUACUAUUGCGCUGAAAAAUGAUUCCUUUUUUCUGUUAUCUACGAUAAAAUUAAGCUCAGAGAGAAAAUUGAGACAGAGGAAAUCUUAGGGCAUUGGCCUGGUUAUGUGAAUUUGACUUAAGUUAUUUUUAGACUUGUACUUAAACGGAAGUCUAAUUCCUCGGACGUUCGCAGUGUUUGAUCGAUUGUUUGAAAUGUCAUCAAGUGCACGCGCGACUGCCUCAAAGAAAACAGCGCAGAAUAUUGUAAUGGCGACUGUUGAAUUCUCUCUUGAGAUCACUGAAUAAAAGUUUGGGGUCUUUUGCCAAAACCAACUUCCUAUUAACCAACUUCCGAUUAAUUCAAGCGUUUAAUUUUUCCAAAAAUAACUUUGCUGAAAUUCACAUAUCCUAAGAGCUAGACUAAGCGUUUCCCUCUCUCUCCAAUUAAUUAUUUUCUCUUGAUAAAACCAGGAGCCGAUAAAGCACAAUAUUUCGGCUCUUCUAGGUUUCAGAGCUAAUUGUAUUUUACCUACUUAGUUCGAUUGUUUUCGUUUUAGUCUGGACUAAAGUUCUCUGUUGUGAAGAAGGGAUACACAGACUCAAAUCUUCCCAACUUUGGCUUUGUAUCAGUGUAUGGACUUGAUACUGAAGGAAUCGAGUCGCUGAAUAUCGAUGGCAAAGAUAUGAAAACAAAAUCAAGCUUCGAUAAAGACAACAAGGUAAGUGAUAUUCGUCUCUUUUUUAAACCCUUUUAGUCCCAAGAGUGGCCAACAUUAACUUUCUCUUAACAAUAUCAAAACGUCAUCAAGAAAAAAGAUAAGGAGAAUUAAUAAACUGAUCACAGAGGGCAAAAUGCGUUGAUCUUUUAUCCAGUUCUCCCAACUUAUUUCUCCAAGAUCAGUCUGGAAUUUUUAUAUGGAUAUUGGGUCUUUAAGGGUUAACUUUAUCAAAACGCAUUCAUUGGAACACGUUUAAUCACGCCCAGAAUGCAUUGCAAACCAGAGAUCCGUCGCGAAAAAAGAAGUGCUGAAUUAUGCUGCAAACUAAUUUUACAAGAACAAACCAUUUUUAAAUGUUCAAUUGAUGUCGUUAGCAGCGAUUUUUUAAGUUUUCCAUCUUGGUGUUCUUUUUUUUUACAGGGGGACGAUUCAGUGAUUUUUGUUAAGGGGUGGGGAGAGGGGCACACUGUAGAAACAUUAUUUUCCAUCCUUCUAUGCGGUUAUAAAUUAGACCCAUGUUAAGACCCACGCCGCGGCCUUGAUACAUGCUGCACAUCAGUGAUAUUCUAUUCAGGAAGGACCCAGCUUUGAGAUUGCCUUCUCUUAUCUUUAGUGCUUAAAUAACUUUGUCCACGUUUCAUCAAAUUGAUCAAGUCCCAUGGUUGCAAGGCAAUGUCCAGGUGCAACGCAAGUUAUAUUUUUAAGCUACAAGAAGUUGUUUGCGACUUUUCGGGGUUCAGUUCCAUGGCUAUUAGUUAAGAGCUUCAAAGAUUCUCUGGUCUUACGAAUAUAUUACAGGGGUCGUGGCCACCCCUCUUCCUGGAUGCGCCACAGCCUUGGACGUGCAAUGCUUGAAUAGAGUAGAUCUUAGAUCAACGAGUAAAGUGGUUUGAUUUAGUUCUCCCUCAUCGACAGGUUUUAAAAAUUACAGACCUCUCGCUGAGUAUUAACGAAGCACACAGAUUCGAGUGGACCCUUGCUUCACCGAAGGGGACUGGAAGCAAACUACAAACACUGGCCGUUGCAUCGCUCUUAAUACCUCUAAUUGUUGGUUUCGCUUUCAUGAAAGAAUGAGUUGUGUGAAGGAUCAUAACACGUGGGAUUUGGAAAGAAUACCGCAUCGCUCUAUUCUUAAGGUUUAUCAAACUAAAGACUGUGAGAUAUGUGCCACUAAAAUCGGAUGUUAUGUUUUUAAUAUUAGGGGUGAUAAAUUAAUCGUUGUUUUUGGCGCGAGUUCACAAUGCAUAAUUUUACAAUGAUGUGAAAUUAGAAAAUUUCCAUGGCAACGUUCCGUAUCAUUUAAUUGACAUCAUGGCCUCAAGGUUACGUUGCGAAUGAAAAUGUCAGGGCAAUAAACGACGUUGUAGACAACGUAAACACACGAAAAAGGAAAAUUUGUCACAGCAAGAAAGAUUCUCACGAGUAUUCUGUCGAAAAAUUCAGAAAAUCGAUUGUGAAUUUUAAAAUAUAGUUUAAAUUUGUGGAGUUCUCAAUAUAAUAAACAAGUCUAAUCUCAUGAUUGGGAGCGUAAUUUGUCACCCAGGAUAUUUAAUAAUAAGUAAUAAAGUGGUGAUUCUCACUCGUCGUUUUG
Porites lobata is the source of this 16099-nucleotide messenger RNA. The record is from the annotation of a GenBank genome assembly. Lineage: Eukaryota; Metazoa; Cnidaria; Anthozoa; Scleractinia; Poritidae.